This is a messenger RNA of Microsporum canis CBS 113480, 1773 nucleotides long. RefSeq lists its product as hypothetical. The coding region runs from base 1 to 1773 and encodes 590 amino acids. The record is from RefSeq and is a predicted model, not a curated record. The transcript has a single exon. NCBI's taxonomy places the organism in Eukaryota, Fungi, Ascomycota, Eurotiomycetes, Onygenales, Arthrodermataceae.
AUGCAGUCACUGUCAUCAGAAGGUAUUUAUGCUUCUUUACAGACACGCUGUUCCUCUCCCUCCCAAAGCCCUCAUGAGCUUCAGAAAGACGUCUCUUCCAACUCUCCGCCAAAUAUGAAUCAAGGCCUGGAGCUUACAAACUUCACUGAACCACAGCUGCAGAAUUUGUGGGAUUUUCCCGGUGAACUGGAAGGACUCGAGGGGUUCGACACGCUCCCCGACAUUGGCCUCUUCGAAGAAGACGGCGGUUUGGACUAUCAAGAUGGAUUAGACGGGCUCGUGGACUCGAGGAGGGGCGAUGAUGGCAACACCAACAACCUCCCACAGAGGGACAGCACACUCAUCGAUACUAUAUACCCGGCACAAGGGCAAGCGGACGCCGGUGCCCGUCACCCCUUGUUGCGAGACGGAUGUGCACACGCCUUGACGGAGAUGACGGACGUGGGUAAGCAUACACUCAAGAGGCCCUUUAAUAGCAUAGAUGAUGCCACGAAUACCCCUAUCGACGAGUCGUCCGAAACAGCGAAAAGACAGUGCCAAAUCAUACUCGCCAGGCCCAACAACUCUUAUCAUGGUGAAAAAGAUCCCUCGUCUUGCAGUCAUGGUGCUCCUGCGUCUCAACAUACCAACCACGGUGCAUCCACUGUUAUUCAAGGAGCAUCAAACUAUUCGAGUACUUCUGGAGAGAAAGUUAGGCUUCAUAUGCUAUCUCUGCCGCCGAGCGUACAGCAAUCCCCCAAUGACACUUCCCGAGCGCAGCGUGAACCAUCUGUUGACUCGUUAUUUGAUGACUUGGACGAUUCAACUGUGCCUCCUUCACACCAUCAACCUUUGUCUUUACCAGGCUCCACGCGGCUCACCGUAUCGCCGUCUAUUUUAUCGCCUCCUGAAUCUCCUCUCCCCGAGGAGCCUACCUUUUCAAAGUCACAAUGGCCUAAAGCCGUGUCUGAGAUCAUCAGAAAGAACAACAGUAUCGAGAACCAGGAUGUCGUCAGCUCUAUGUAUCGAGAGAUCUUCACCAUGCCCCGCAAUGCGCAGAAAUACAUUUCUCCUUAUCCGCGUAUGGGCGGGCCUUUGGGCUACCUGCCCUCGACCCCAGUGGCUCAUGUUAAGUGCGUGGAGGUAGCAAAAGAUACCGUUGCCAACCGAAUGAACCAAUACCGUAAGAUAAUCCAUAAAUUGAGAUACGACCGCGACAAGUAUCUUUGGCUUUCUACCGAGUGGAACGCUGUUGAUUCAAAGACGGGAAAGACAAAGGCUCAGCAAACGAAAGAGGAGUGCUCGGGUCUGAGGCGAUCAAUCACUCUAAGAAACAAGGCAGUCAACGAGGCCAUGGCAGAGACAGAGUUCUGGCGCAAUAAAUAUCGAAAUCUUGAAACUGCAUACUGCAAUCUUGCCAAUCAGUAUAAAAUUGCCACCGCUUCGAAUAACAGAUUGAACACUCCUGCCUCUCAGCCACAGCCUGCCUCUCAACCCUCCUCCCAACCGGCAACUAGGACUCCAAGCAUAUCCUCAACACCAUGUUCUGAACCCGUUAGCAUCGACCUUACCGCGGAAGAGCCAGGAACCUCUGACCCCACGUUACUUAGCCAGACGUCGUCUCUCCCAGAGCCUCGCACUUCCGCCUUGAGCCGUAUGCGUAAGAAGAGAUACAACUGGCUAAAUAACGGCCAACCCUUCCCCAAGGCGAAUGUUACAGAGAAUAAUGGUGAUGAUGACGAAGAAGAUGAGCUAAGUCAGAUGCUGAUGCGAGAACUCGAAGCCUCCACCUGA